Messenger RNA from Funneliformis geosporum, 268 nucleotides. The record is from the annotation of a GenBank genome assembly. NCBI's taxonomy places the organism in Eukaryota, Fungi, Glomeromycota, Glomeromycetes, Glomerales, Glomeraceae.
AGAAAUAAUUAUAGAGCCAGAUGUGUACAUUUCUGAAGUGUGCAAGGCUUGCCCCAAUUUACAAUGGCUAAGUUUUGAAAAUAGUGGAUCACGUAUACUUAACAAUAAAAAUCUAGAAGUGCUUCUAGUCGAGUACCCCAAUUUAAAAAGACUCACAAUAAGAGAUUCUAGGCGAAUAAGUCCGAAAGCAUUUUUAAAAAUUACAGGACUGGCUUCUAGUUUAGGAAUGAUAGAAAUAGGGGGUGUUUACAGAUUAGAAAGAAUAUAA